AUGUUUUUAUCCCAAAUGGAUAAUCCUGGAGAAGCUGCAGUUCGAGGAGAAGAUCCUUCACUGCUGCUGGAAGAUAGCAGAAGACCUGAAGAUGAUGUUUUAAUUUCUCAAUAUGCUACUGGUCAGAAAGAGGCUUUGAGAGCUGUGUUAAAGCAAAAAAUUAAAAGUGCUCCUCCUGUACCUAAGAAGGUGAAGGUGCAGCUCUUGGGAAAUGACUCCAAAGGAAAAAAGGAAAGUGUUGGUCAUGACACCAGGUCAGCAACCAGUGAAGCUGAUUCUGCAACAACCAUCGCAGCAGCAACUGCUGCUGCAAUUGCUACUACAGCUCCACUUAUUAAAGUUCAAAAUGAUUUGGAAGCACAAGUUAAUUCAGUCUCAGCAUUAAUUCACAAACUACAGGAGACAGACAGACAUCUGCAGCAUGUUGCUGAACAGCAAACAAAUAUGAAGACUCAACAGGAGCAGCCCCACUGCCAUGAAAGAGUCAGUGAGCUUGAAAAACAAAUGAAUGCUUUUAUGGUGCAAAGGAUUCAGCAUUUGGAGAAGUUACAGGAGCAACAAAUGAAUAUUCAGUCUCAUCUCCUUAGCUCUGCAGUCAACAAGGGAGCCCUGCAGCAAAAUCACCUGCCUCCCUCCAGUCUCGUGACAAAACAGUCUGAGAAGCCAGAACAGCGACUGCUCACUCACCACGUACCUUCCUGUCAGAGGGCUUUAUUUCCUACCAGUGGUCCAGCUGCCCAAGCAUAUUCAAGCCAAUUUCGAAGUCUUGGGGUUCAUACAGAAAAAUCUCCUCUGAUGACACCAGUUCCUCGGAGAUAUGCUCCAGAACCUGUGUCCAAAUACAUGAAAAUCUCAAAGGAAGAAAACCCUGUAACAGAAAAAAAAAAUAUUCCCACAUCCACAAGUGAAGGUGAAGGGAGACUUCUUGAGCACACUCUGAAUUCUCACGAAAUGCCACUGAGGCAGAUGGAGCCUUCCGAGAAGGCAGCAUUGAAAAUGAGCAGGCAUUCUGAGAAAGACAGGCAUACUGCUUUGCACACAGACUCAUUGCCUGCUUUGGAAAGCUCCUUCCAAAGCUGCAAUUCAGUUGAGAAAACAGUGAAAAAAGCAGACUCUUUACUUCAAGAUCUUGACCAGUUGAGAAGAGAAAUGCGUGACAUGCUACAGGAAGCAAACUCAUGGAAGUCAGACAUGAAUGAUCUUAUUAAGUCAAAAAACCCUCCUGUUGCAUCUGAGCCUCAAAUACAUCAUCAGCUCAAGAAAUCAUCCAUCCUUCAAAAUGUGAAAGUGCCAAAAUCUAUACUGAGGGAUGCUGAAAGGGUUUUGAGAGAAGUUCAAAACAAUAAAAAAGUUCUUGAAGAGAAUUUGGAAGCUGUUAUUCAUGCAAAGGAUGGAGAUGCCAUGGACACUGUUCUUAAUGCCUUGGCCACAAACAGAGAUGCACUGGAAGAGAUUCGUAUCCGAAAGACUGUGGAUGAGUGGAUCAAGGCAAUCAGUGUGGAAAUCCAGGCUGAAAUGGCAAGAACUGAUUCAGAACAAGAGAAGUACAAUCAAAAGGUCCCGUGGAUCAAGGGAGCCCAAAACAUCAAGGCUACCAAGACCAAUAAAGAAAUUAAAGCAAAAACUGAAAAAACCCAAGGAUGCUUGACAAAGAAGCCUUUAUUUGCAGCUAAGCCAUUGCAGAAGCAAGCAGAAGAUAACAUAAGAAAACAGAGGUUUAGAACUUACUUUUCUUCUGAAAGUUUUCAGAGGAAAGAAAAACUAAUGGAUAGUCAUGUGAGCAGAAGAGCAGUGAUACCAAAUGAAGAUUAUCUGUGGCAAGUUUAUGGGAAACCAAUUUACCAGGGCCAUCGUAGCACCCUUAAAAAAGCACCAUAUCUGAGAUUCAACUCUCCCUCUCCCAAAUCUAAGCUUCAGAGACCCAAGGUGAUAGAGCGUGUUAGAGGCACAAAGGUGAAGUCAGCAAGAACACAGACUCCUCAUGCACAGACAGUGGUGACCAGCCCUAAGCAGCAGCAUCCUUUAUAUGCACUUAGCCAGGAAAAUCAGUAUCUCUUUAGUCCAAGUAAAGAUGUACCUGCAGGCUCAGGUUUCCUUGAAGGUCACCUAAUUCCCAUGGCUAUUCCAUUAGGUCAGACUCAGAUGAGUGGCAUCUCACUGCAGCCUGCUAGAUUGGUGAUAGGUAAAGCACAACCUGUUGCAGUUACACCUUCUCUUCCUGAAGUGCCACCAAAGCCUGUACAGGAGGUAAAAAAACCAAACAUAGCUGUGGUAGAGAUAAGAUCAGAGAGAAAGGAUCCACCUCAGCUGACUGUGCAGGUGUUGCCAAAUGUGGAUAUUGACAGUGUUUCAAGUGACAGUGUGAGUGUUAACAAUGUUCUUCCAGGCUCUGAACCUGCACUUCCUCCUGUCAGUGCUGUAAUACAGACUCCAGAAGAUGUACAUAGUGAGGAGGAAGAUGCACAGUUUCCAGGAACUAAUUUCAUUGAUGUUACUGAUGUCACACAGGAUCAGGAAGAGGAGGGGGAUGAAAUUCCAGAAUUCUUUGAGCCUCUUCUGGAGCUGAAUGGAGAGUUUAAAGUUUCCUCGCCAAAAUACAAUGGUCCUUUGUUUCCUCCUGUGGCUUCUGCUCCUCAGCAGUCUACUGAUGUUUUGGAUGAACUGAUUCAAAGAAGAGAAACUAUAGAAAACAGGCUGAUAAAUUGGGUGGAACAAGAAAUAAUGGCAAAAAUUAUCAGUGAAAUGUACCCAGUUCAGAAAGAAACAGUGCCCAGUGUUAGCACCUCAGAGAGUGAAGACAGUGACACUGUAACCUCUGACAUUGUUGAAGUUGCAGGUGGUGGAGGAUUUCAACUCUUUGUCAAUGCUGGUGUGCCUGUGGACUCAGAAAUGAUAAGUCAUUUUGUCAAUGAAGUUCUCAGUGAGAUAAUUGAGACCAUGCUGGGGAACAAGCAGGCUCAGGAAGCAGUUGCUGCUACAAAUAUUCUUCCAAGUACAACUGUGAUGGUAAGAUCUCUUGUGCCUACACCAUUGCCAACACCCCAGGCCACACCACCACCAACACCACCUUCAGAAAAAGAAUUGCCUCCAGUCAGAACUCCAGAAUCUUCUCUGUCUCUUAAAGAAACGAGUGGGGAUGUUCAUGAACAUGAAAAAAUUACAGAAACAGGAGCUGAGAUUCCAGCUGCCCCUAGUCACGUUGGCACACCUGUGGUUACCCCUGUCAAUACACCUCCUAGAAUAACCACACCAAGCCCUCCUGCUGCAGAAUGGGUCUCUGAAGCUGCAAAGAUGGAAAGGCCAAAGCUUUCAAACCCAUGGAAUGAUGCAGAACUUCCUCUGGAAGAAGAGAAACCCAGUCCUUUAACUGAAGAACCAUUCCAUCCCAAGGCUGUUGAGAUGUCAGUGGCCAAUGAGGAGGAACCAGAGGCCUUGAUUUUACCAUCUCAGCAAUCAUCAGUGAAGUCCUUGGAAUUGCUUCCUUGCAGUCCACAGGUUCCAUCACCUGUGCCUACAGUUAGUUCUGAGCAGUCCUCCCAGGAAAGUGGCCUCACCCUCACAGAGACAGACACAGAAACUGCAGCCAGACCCAUCUCAGAAGGAGAGGUUCUUGUCAGCUCUGGACAGGUGCUACCUGCAAGAGGAUUAGCAGAAGGAGGAUUGUCUCUUCCAAACCUUGCUGAGAGCUUAAUGAGCACUUUACAAGAUGCCAAUGAAAUGGAUUAUGAUCCUCCCAGUGAAGGGCAAGUGGUGAGAAGACAGGAUAAAAGCUAUCACAGGGAUCCUGUCUUGACUCUUUUAUCCAAAUUAAAUCAAGCACCUGUUGCUGCACAAGAAGGAACAUACUAUGUGGAGGAUUCUGAUGAAAGUGCUGGGGAGCUCAGUGAGGGUCAAAGACCAAGGCUGACCAGAGCAGCAGAGAGAAUCCUACUGGGACAUUCAGUUUAUAGGGACCACCCUGCUGCUCAGACUCCUGGGAACAGGCCACGCCCCGGUUUCCGUUCUCCAUCACCAGGGCAGCUUGCCCAGAUUGGAGCAGAAGUUCUUGCAGAUGCAGAUACAAGUCAUGGUCCAAUGCUUAUGGCUGAAGUGGAAUCACAAGUUUCAAAUCCUGUUCUGCAAGCAGCCCAACCACGCUGCAGAGUGUCUCCUCUCUCAGAGGAUCUGUCUCAGGAGGAAGGGCAAGGAGCUGCACGAGCUGAGACUGUGAGACCCCGAGUUAUACACGUGAGGAGGAAGUCUGAGGAGACACAACAAGAAG
Messenger RNA from Chaetura pelagica (chimney swift), 4261 nucleotides. Its product is annotated as KIAA0586 ortholog. The record is from RefSeq and is a predicted model, not a curated record. The transcript has 30 exons. The annotation marks the transcript as partial. Gene Ontology annotation, biological process: smoothened signaling pathway. Gene Ontology annotation, cellular component: centriole; ciliary basal body. NCBI's taxonomy places the organism in Eukaryota, Metazoa, Chordata, Aves, Apodiformes, Apodidae.